Messenger RNA from Aspergillus tanneri, 1035 nucleotides. RefSeq names its product Gfo/Idh/MocA family protein. The transcript has 2 exons. Bases 1 to 1035 code for a protein of 344 amino acids. Gene Ontology annotation, biological process: NADPH regeneration. Gene Ontology annotation, cellular component: cytoplasm. The record is from RefSeq and is a predicted model, not a curated record. NCBI's taxonomy places the organism in Eukaryota, Fungi, Ascomycota, Eurotiomycetes, Eurotiales, Aspergillaceae. Gene Ontology annotation, molecular function: nucleotide binding; oxidoreductase activity.
AUGACUCAAACCAUUCCCGGCAUUGCGUUGAUUGGCGCGGGCAUCUACGCUCGUGAGGAGCACCUCCCCAAACUCAUUGCACACAAUGCCAACCUGCUGGCCGUCUACUCGCGGUCUCAAAAGUCAGCCGAAUCGAUCGUCGAGGCAGCCAAGCCCCUGACCAAGAAGGCUGCCAGCAUCAAGGCCUACUCCGAUGAGAGUCAGGACAACCUCGAUGCCCUGCUGGGUCGGGCCGAUGUGACCGCUGUUGUCAUUGCGGUGCCCAUCCUGGCGCUGCCAGACCUGAUUCGGAAAUGUUUGGCUGCUCGCAAGCAUGUCCUCAGCGAGAAGCCCGUGGCCAAGGAUUUCAAGACGGCCGCUGCGUUGAUCUCGGAGUACGAGAUGGUAUACAAGCCGAAGGGCCAAUUGUGGUCCGUCGGUGAACAGUUCCGCUACGACCUCGGCCUCCGUAAGGCCCGUGAGCUGAUCCAGUCCGGCGCCAUCGGCGACCUGACGAUUGUCAACGCCCGCGUGUGGGCCGCCAUCAAGCCAGGCAACAAGUACUACGAGACCAUGUGGCGGCAGGUCCCCGAAUACCAGGGAGGAUUCAUCCUGGAUGGCGGUAUCCAUUUCGUUUCCGUGCUUUCGUUUGUCGCCUGUCAAGAGAUCACGGAGACGAGGGGCUUCUCCAAGCAGAUUGCUCCGCAUCUCCCCCCAUUGGACACCGUAAAUGCGGCCCUGCAGUAUAACAAAGGUGCCCAGGGAUGCGUGAGCAUCAGCUUGGCGUCGACCAAGACGGCAUUCGACUUUGUCUUCAUCGGCACCGAGGGCACCCUCACCCUUCAGUUCAUGGGCAAAUUUGCCGUAAAGCUGGACGGCAAACAGCAGUUUGAAGAGACAAUCGAUGGAGAGGCAAUGUCGACGGAAAUCAAGACUUAUCUGGAUGCGCUCUCGUCCGGCUCAUCUGAAGGUCUGCUGAGCGCAAGGGAGGCAUUGCAUGACUUGGCUGUUGUCGAGAGCCUCUGCUCUGGGGGAGGUGUCGUUCAAACCCUGUAA